AUGAGAAAGCAUAUGAAAACAAAUCAUCCAACUGUUUUAAUUUCUACUCACAAGGGGAAAGAAAACGAGGAAUUACACAAUAACGACAAUGAUGUAGAAUUAGUUAAUAAUACGACAGUUUUAGAUGCCAUAAAUAACACACCAUCGACGUCAAAAAACCCACCAACAGUACUUAAAAAUGUUACCUCAACCACCAAACAGCAAAAAAUAUCUACAUUUAUUCCUAAAAAAAUGGGGGUAUCUGCAAAUAAAAAGAUUACGGAUAAAUUGCUAAAAAUGUUUUUCUCGGAUUUUCAACCUUUUAGAAUGGUUGAAGAUAACGGUUUCCGAGAAUUCGUUACUGCUUUAAACCCAUCUUAUGAAAUUCGAAAUAGGCAUUCCAUUUCCAAAUCACUAAUUCCAGCUAGGUACGAAGAAUGUGUUUUAAAAUGUCGUGAAAUUUUGACAAACUGCAAAUCAGUAUGUAUCACUAUGGAUUGUUGGUCGUCUGUUAAUACAGAAAGUUUUAUAGGCGUUACUGGCCAUUUCAUUAGCAACACAUUUGAAAUGACGUCAAUUUUAUUAGAUUGUAAAUUAUUACCUAACCAUCACACUAGUAUAAAUUUGGCACAGGCACUGACCGAAAUAACUGGAGACUGGAACCUGCAAAAUAAAAUUAUUUUGACAGUGUCGGAUAACGCGGCUAACAUUAAAAGAGCAGUUACCAAAGAACUUGGUUGGAAACAUUUUGGCUGUUUUGCACACUCUUUAAAUUUGGUAGUCUCAGAUCCUUUUUGGUAG
Molecule: messenger RNA, 780 nt
Organism: Psylliodes chrysocephalus
Lineage: Eukaryota; Metazoa; Arthropoda; Insecta; Coleoptera; Chrysomelidae
Source: the annotation of a GenBank genome assembly